CGACAGUAGCUAACAUGACUAGCGAACGGGUACCGCCAGCUUCAACUCCAGCAACAAUGCCGCGAAAGCGCGCUCAAAGAUGGCGUCCGUUGCGGCAUACAGCCAAGUUAUCUUUGACAUUACACCCGCCAAGAGCUCGACUAGCAGCAACGGUGUGGAUGUGCCAACACCGCCCGCAACUUUGUCAACGAGCAGCAAGUCAACAGGCAGUAGUGGUUCGAUGCAGCACAGCCGACUUUCGAGCUACGUCAAGGAUAAGCCGGAUCUGACGCCCAUCAAUGCUGUGCCUAGCCUCACACCCUCGAAUUCUCUUGGUAUGGAUGAGUUCUAUGGCAGUGUACCCAAAGGCUCGCUUGGUGUCAUUUCAAGCUCCGUACCUACCAACUUUUCAACAAGUGCAGGCGGUACUGUCUGGUCGCCUACAUCGCCGCGCUUUGCGUCUGUCGGUGGUGAUUUGGCCAAGUCGCCGCCUACAGGGUUUAGUAUGCUGCCACCACCGACGGCCAAGGAAGAUGACGCCUGGUCACGCUCGACCACCGCCACUCGAUUUGCUGGAUUGAGCUUGAGUGGUGGUCCUCCUGAUCUUGCGCGAGGGACUGCCGAUCGCAAUGGUGCACAAGGCGGUAUGAGUCCCAUUUUGAGUCAUGGAUUCCCUUCUAUUGACAAAUCGCUUGGAUCGCCUCAUUUGAAUGGCAAUGCACCACCUUUCGCUGGCACUUAUCAGCAUGCUGGCAUAGGAUUCAAUCCUGCUUCUGCAAAGCAACACGCUGGCAUGACGAACAAUGCGUAUGCAGCUAUGAAUCCUACCGCUACCGGCUUCGUGGUUGGUAAUCGACUCGGUCCUGCCUUCAUCAACACCAAUCCAGCUGAUCAGAAUCCGCCCUGCAAUACGCUCUAUGUGGGCAAUUUGCCACUCGCAACAACGGAGGAAGAACUCAAGAGUUUGUUUUCUCGUCAGCAGGGGUACCGACGUCUCUGCUACCGCACCAAAUCGAAUGGACCUAUGUGCUUUGUGGAAUUUGAGGAUGUUCAUUAUGCCAUUCAAGCACUCAAGCUGUUGCAAGGUGUUAUCUUGAGUAGCAGUAUCAAAGGAGGCAUUCGUCUCAGUUUCAGCAAGAAUCCACUGGGUGUGCGGAAGAUGGAUGCAGGACAAGGGUUUGUGCCUCAACAGCAAUCGCAACAACAGCAACAUCAUCACCAUCAUCAUUCACAUACAUUGCAACAACAUCAGCAGCAUGGUCAAUCGGGUGCAUUGAUGGGACAGCAUGCGCAUAUGGGCGCUCCGGGACAUCUUCUGAAUAAUGGAUAUGCACCACUUGCACCGCCUGGUCUGGCGUCAUCAAAUGGACACACUACAAGUCAUGCUAGUCAGCAACCACCCAUCGGUGUGUUUGGACACGGUAUGCCACCGGCUCAGCAUCAGGCUCAAUCCUCCCAAGCUCCAGUCUGGCGUUGAUUCCACUAUUCUCCAGCGCAAUGACACCAUCUCUCUUAUCUAUUGGCAUGAACAGUACUGUUUUAUUUCAUCAUUUUCCCGCUAUUUCAUCAUUCAACACACACGACCAUGCAACAGCACAGAGCACACAGGGUUGCUCACGGCAU
Protomyces lactucae-debilis is the source of this 1602-nucleotide messenger RNA. RefSeq lists its product as uncharacterized. NCBI's taxonomy places the organism in Eukaryota, Fungi, Ascomycota, Taphrinomycetes, Taphrinales, Protomycetaceae. Gene Ontology annotation, molecular function: mRNA binding. The coding region runs from base 80 to 1456 and encodes 458 amino acids. The record is from RefSeq and is a predicted model, not a curated record. The transcript has a single exon.